This is a messenger RNA of Capsella rubella, 4713 nucleotides long. RefSeq names its product histone acetyltransferase HAC2. Gene Ontology annotation, cellular component: transcription regulator complex; histone acetyltransferase complex. Gene Ontology annotation, molecular function: chromatin DNA binding; histone acetyltransferase activity; zinc ion binding. Gene Ontology annotation, biological process: positive regulation of transcription by RNA polymerase II. The coding region runs from base 104 to 4405 and encodes 1433 amino acids. The transcript has 12 exons. NCBI's taxonomy places the organism in Eukaryota, Viridiplantae, Streptophyta, Magnoliopsida, Brassicales, Brassicaceae. The record is from RefSeq and is a predicted model, not a curated record.
CCUAAAUAAGGUAAACAACAAAGACCAAGCGAAGUCAGCUCUCUUUCAACAUAUCUUUGUUUUGUCCUCUUAGCUUACGUAAAGGGAGCAUUCGUAAUCUGAGAUGGAGCCGUCGUCGUCACGUAAACGGAAAAGGAACUCGAGACCUAAGUCUCGUGCACCAGAGAGAUCCAAUGCGUUGGAUCAGAGGUUGAGGAAGAGGAAUCCACCAAAGCCGAGUGAUGAUGGAUCUGAUGAUGAAGUCCAGUAUCUUGGAACGAGAAGGUCUCAGACAGAUGUUCAAUAUCGAUUCGAAGUUCCUAAGAAUCCUUGGGAGAGUGUUUUUACACGACAGCCCUAUUUUGGCCCGGCUCACCCAAUGCCACCGCCAAGAUUUGAUCAGGUUGCUCUUGAUGCUGGAAGGUGGUUUAAUACAUCCACAAUGGCCCCGGGGAGUAGUGUUGGUCCUGUUGUUGGAGCCUCUAACCAAUACAGUGGACCUUCUGGUGUAAUGAACCAAGAUCAUCUGAUGAACAAUCCUCCUGUGAUUACUGGCAAUCAUUUGGAACCACUAGAAAGGUUUAUAACGCCUCCGUUUGAUCAGGAGCCCUGUCCUCGUCCUCGCUCUGCUCACUCUGUUCCACCGCCAAGAUUUGAGGAGGCUGCUUCUGAUGCUGGUAGACGUUUAACUACAUCCACAAUGCCUUCUUAUCAAAUCUAUCCUGGCUCUACUCAGCAUGCUCCACUGCCAAGAUUUGAGGAGGCUGCUUCUGAUGUUGGUAGACGUUUAACUACAUCCACAGUGCCUUUUUAUCAGCCCUAUCCUGGCUCUGCUCAACAUGCUCCACCGCCAAGAUUUGAGGAGGCUGCUUCUGAUGCUGGAAGACGUUUAAAUGCAUCCACAGCGACUUCUAUUGAGCCCUAUCCUGGCUCUGCUCAACAUGCUCCACCACCAAGGUUUGAGGAGGCUGCUUCUGAUGCUGGAAGACGCUUAGAUGCAUUUACAACGGCUUCUCAUGAGCCCUAUCCUGGCUCUGCUCAACAUGUUCCACCACCAAGGUUUGAGGAGGUUGCUUCUGAUGCUGGUAGACGUUUAACUACAUCCACAGUGCCUAUUUAUCAGCCCUAUCCUGGCUCUGCUCAACAUGCUCCACCGCCAAGGUUUGAGGAGCCUGCUCCUGAUGCUGGAAGACGUUUAGCUACAUCCACAAUGUCUUCUUUUGACCCGUAUCCUGGCUCUUCUCACGCAGUUCCAUCGCCAAGAUUUGAGGAUGGUCUUUCUGAUGCUGGAAGAUGUUUAAAUGCAUCCACAAUGCCGGGGAGUAGCGUUUGUGCUGUUGUUGGAGCCUCUAACCAAUACAGCGGGCCUUCUAGUGUAAUGAAGCAAGGUCAUGUGCAGAACAAUCCUCCUUUGGAUACAAGCAAUCAGGUGAAACCAGUAACAAAGUUUGGUUCGGCUCACCCUGUUCCACCGACAAGAUUUGAGGAUGCUGGAAGAUGUUUAAAUACAUCCACAAUGGCUCCCGGGAGUAACGUUUCUGCUGUUGUUGGAGCCUCUAACCAAUACAGCAGACCUUCUGGUGUAAUGAGGCAAGAUAUGCAGAACAAUCCUCUUUUGGAUACAAGCAAUUAUAUGAAACCAGUAAAAAUGUUUGGCUCGGCUCAACCUGUUCCCCCACCAAGAUUUGUGGAGGGUCCUCUUAAUGCUGGAAAAUAUUCAAAUGCAUCCACAAUGCUGGGGAGUACUGUUUGUGAUGUUGUUGGAGCCUCUAACAGUGGACCAUCUGGUGUAAUGAAUCAAGAUCAUGUGCAGAACAAUCCUCCUUUGGUUGCUAGCAAUCAGGACCUUGAGAAGCUACUGGAAGGUUUUGAGGAUACGGAAUUUAGUGACGCUGCUAUUGAGGAGAUGAUGGAAUAUAUUGCAGGAACAAAGUCGCCUGAGGUUAAUGCAGACACAAUGUUCGUGGAUCAAUAUGAGAAACAGGGAGUUGCUGCGGCUAUUGAGCUGAUGACAUGGGAAGAAGGGACAACAUCGGAGGCUAAUGCUGGCACAGUGUCUCCACAAAGGUGUAACAAGGCAGGUGUCUCACUGCUUGAAAACCUCACAGAAGAGGAGAUCAACUUGCAUUUAACGAGCCUGACCACGAAGUCAAGUGAUCAGGUAAACUUAUAUAUAGAAAAGUCUGACCUCGAGGAGGAAUCAUGUCACUUGUGUGGCGAUGGCAAACUCUCGUUUCCACCACCUCCAAUAUACUGCUUAUCAUGCCACCGCCGCGUUGGUGACAAAGGUUUCUAUUACACCCCUGCGGAAGAGGAAGUGACAAGCGAUGCUCAGCUUUACCUCUGCCGUCCUUGUUACCACCCUUUAGCAAGCAAGGUCACGUUAAUAACUGGAGUCACUUUCACAAAAUCCAAAAUGGUUAAGAGGAAUAACGCUGACAACCAAGUUAUGGAACAGUAUAUUCAGUGUGGAACUUGCGAGAAAUGGCAACAUCAGAUAUGUGGUCUGUACAACAUGCUUAAGGACAAAGACAAAACAGCAACCUAUGUUUGUCCCAAAUGUUUACUAGAUGAGCGUAAAGUGAACAACAACAUGCCAGUCCCUGAAAAUGCAGAUUGGAGAGCAAAAGACCUGCCUGCAACCAUGCUCAGCUUCUUUCUAGAGAGAAGGCUAGAGAGGCGCCUUGGGGAAGAGAGAAGCCAAACCGCAAACGCUUUGAAGAAGAACAUAGAUGAUGUACCUGAACCAGAGGCUCUUACUCUCAGAGUUGUGUAUUCUGCUGACAAACUCACAACCGUCUACAAACCACUUGCAGAUUUGCUCCAGAGAGAAAACUAUCCUACUGAGUUCCCUUACAGAUCAAAGGCUAUUCUCGUAUUUCAAAAAAUAGAUGGUGUUGAUGUAUUCAUCUUUGCUUUGCUUGUCCAAGAGUUUGGAUCAGAAUGUAGCCAACCUAACCAACGCAGCACAUACAUCGUAUAUCUCGAUUCAGUCAAGUACUUUAGACCAGAGAGAAAAACAUUCUCUGGAGAAUCUCUGAGAACUUUCGUUUAUCAUGAAAUAUUGAUUGGAUACCUUGAGUACUGUAAGCUUAGGGGUUUCACAAAGAGUUACAUAUGGUCAUGUUCACCAGACCCUGGAACAGAAUACAUUAUGUACUCUCAUCCUAAGACACAGCAAACCCCCACUGACAAGAAGCUUCUUCAAUGGUACGAGUCAAUGCUUAAAAAAGCAGUCGAGCAAGGUGUGGUGAUGAAUAUUACAAACUUGCAUAAACGGUUCUUUGUUCAGACAGAGGAGUCAACCUCCAACAUGACAGCUGCACGGUUGCCUUACUUUGAAGGAUGUUUCUGGUCCAACCAUGCUGAGUGUGAGCUUCAAAAAAUCGAGAAAGAUAAGAACAACGAGUUGCCCAGGAUGUUGAAGUCGCUUACUAAAAGAAAACUGAAGUGUUUGAAUUACAAAACUACGGGUCGUUGUGUUGAUGUUGUUGACGUUAAAAACAUUCUCCUCAUACAAAAGCUUGAAACAAAAGUACUCGAAGAGAAGGAAUAUCACCUGGUGGUGGAUCUGAACUAUUCAUGCACUCGUUGCUUGAAACCUAUAUUGUCUGGAUCGAGAUGGUUUUGCUACAAAUGCAAGAAUCUUCAUCUUUGUGAAAGCUGCUAUGAUGCAAAAGAAGAGCUACCUGGUGAACACAUAUAUGAUCCCAAUAAAGAAGAGAAGCAUAAUCUCACAAAGGAGCUGGUGAAAGUUACAACAGUGGAUAAUGAUAUCAUCCUAGAAGACAGUAUAUUCGAAAGCAGACAAGGGUUCUUAGCUUUGUCUCAAAAGAAUAAUUACAUGUUCAACACACUUCGACGUGCCAAGCAUUCUUCGAUGAUGAUACUUCACCAUCUUCAUGCAUCGAACAAGGACCAUCUCCAUCGUCGCUCUGAAAACUCUAGCACCAGUCUCAUCACAUGCACGGACUGCAAGAAAGAUGUUUCGCCGACAACGCUCUACUUCCCUUGUGUGCUUUGUCAUGAUUACAGAGCUUGCAUUGGAUGUUAUAACGACAACAUUACGCUUCGUCAUAAUCAUCUUUUCUCUUCACUCCCUUCAGCUAAUGGAUCAGUGCCUAUAAGUGGUAUGGUAAAUGUUCUAGAGUUCAUGAACGCAUUAGGGCAUGCGUAUCAAUGCCGCCUCACCACCCCGGCUUCUACUGAGUCGUGCUCAUACCCUAAAUGCAACUUAGUUAAAUCAUUGUACAGUCACAUUAAACAAUGCGAAAGCAGAGUGACUGGAGAUUAUUGUGUUAUUUGCCUCCGAAUGUCACAGGCAGUAAGGUUUCACGCCAUCCAUUGCCAAGAGAACAUUUGCUCCAUACCAGGCUGCAAAGUUAUACUGAGAUACCUCAUUCGGAGGGGUUAUGUAAGGAACUAAAAGAGGAGAGGGAAGGACGGAUUUGUACAUUGCAUAGGUGCUAUGAUGACAUAUAGUGUUUUUGACUAUAGAAGAAGAAACUGUACAGAUUAAGAACCUUUCCAUAACUAUUGGUUUGUUGUCAAGAGUGCUCAGACACUCAGUUGUUUUUUUCCUUUGUUAAGUAGAGAGAACAUAAGUUUGGUGUUGUUGAUAGGUUUGUUCCUAUCUGAGUAAUUUAAACUUUUCCUUUUUAUUUUGUCAAUCAUUAUACAUAUCAUUCCUUUUGUGUAAGUUAAAUUAUUCGUUUGUUAUUCUAAGUGCAUUCU